This is a messenger RNA of Anopheles marshallii, 792 nucleotides long. It is a transcript of the gene 14-3-3zeta, whose product is annotated as 14-3-3 protein zeta. Gene Ontology annotation, biological process: signal transduction. Bases 1 to 747 code for a protein of 248 amino acids. The record is from RefSeq and is a predicted model, not a curated record. NCBI's taxonomy places the organism in Eukaryota, Metazoa, Arthropoda, Insecta, Diptera, Culicidae. The transcript is spliced from 6 exons. Gene Ontology annotation, cellular component: cytoplasm.
AUGUCUACCGUUGACAAGGAAGAGCUAGUUCAGAAGGCAAAAUUAGCCGAACAAUCUGAACGGUACGAUGAUAUGGCACAGGCAAUGAAAUCAGUUACAGAAACCGGUGUGGAACUGUCAAAUGAGGAAAGGAACCUACUGUCCGUUGCUUACAAGAAUGUUGUCGGUGCCCGAAGAUCGUCAUGGCGAGUGAUAUCGUCGAUUGAACAGAAAACUGAAUCCUCUGCCCGCAAACAGCAACUGGCACGAGAGUACCGGGAACGAGUUGAGAAGGAACUGAGGGAAAUCUGCUACGAAGUCCUGGGUCUGCUGGACAAAUUCUUAAUUCCCAAAGCCAGUAAUCCAGAGAGCAAGGUGUUUUACCUCAAAAUGAAGGGAGACUACUACAGAUACCUAGCUGAAGUAGCCACCGGCGAAACCCGCCACACUGUGGUUGAGGAUUCGCAGAAAUCGUAUCAGGAAGCGUUCGACAUUGCAAAGUCGAAAAUGCAACCCACGCACCCGAUUCGGUUAGGUCUAGCGCUGAAUUUUUCCGUCUUUUACUAUGAAAUCAUAAACUCUCCAGCACGGGCUUGCCAUCUGGCAAAGCAGGCAUUCGAUGACGCGAUUGCUGAGCUGGACACGUUGAACGAGGACUCCUAUAAAGACUCGACACUCAUCAUGCAGCUGCUGCGAGACAACCUGACGCUGUGGACGUCCGAUACCCAGGGUGACGGCGAUGAACCACAGGAGGGUGGCGAUAAUUAACCAAACUAAAAUUAAAGCGAUACAAAAACACACACGCAAACACUA